AAUCUCUCCUCCAUACCUUCGAUCCGUUCAUACCUAUCGUCACAAUCCCUCUCCGCGCCUACAAUCAACCACAACCGUCACCAUGCCUCUCAAACUCGGGGACUACGACUCCAAUUCCUCCAGCAGAGUCAGCAGCACCGACAGGAUACAUGUCGGCGACGUGCCAGAUCCGUCUCGCAGAUCGAAUACCAAAGCGGUCGUGGUGCAUAAUGGCGGCGGGCCCAGCUACGACGAGAAGCGGCCGGCGAGCUGGGACAAGAACCGGUGGAAAUAAUCCAUCAUGCAAUACGAUACUAUGCUACUAGAGCCACCCUCUAGUAGUAAUAGUAGCUUGGUGGAUGCGGAGGCCCGCACUGAUGAACCGCGCCGGCGCCUCUGACUGGCUCCGCUUCCGCCUUUUCGACUGGCGCGCGUAA
Talaromyces proteolyticus is the source of this 416-nucleotide messenger RNA. RefSeq lists its product as uncharacterized. The transcript is spliced from 2 exons. The coding region runs from base 83 to 274 and encodes 63 amino acids. NCBI's taxonomy places the organism in Eukaryota, Fungi, Ascomycota, Eurotiomycetes, Eurotiales, Trichocomaceae. The record is from RefSeq and is a predicted model, not a curated record.